AUGUCGGGGUCAGACAAAACGUAUCAACUGGACGAGACUACUUUAUACAGUGUAUUGAAUCUCAAGUAUGGUGCAACAGAAGUACAGAUAAGGAAGGCUUACAUGAAGCUUGCCCGGGAAUUACAUCCAGAUAAAUCAAAGUCUGAAGAAGCAGGUGAGUUGUUCAAGAAAGUUGCACACGCUCAUUUCAUUCUUACAGAUAAGAAGGAGAAGAUGAAAUAUGAUAGCAAACUUUUGGCAAAAGGUUUAUAUGAUUAUUCUCCACGCAUACCAAAUGAUAAAAGCCGACAAAAUGGGAUGUUCAAAGACACUGCUAAGAAUUCUAAGACUUUCACCAACAAUAAUAAUAAGGAUGAUGCCAGCGCUGAUACAUCGAAAUCUAAGCCAAGAAAGAGCCGGCCCUACGAGGAGCAACCAUACGGAUUUGGUGUAGAUACUGGUCGCGGAUCAGGUAAAAACAUUCCACUCUUUAAGACUUUCAAUGCCAAGAGUUAUCAGAAUAGCAAGAAGUCUGUAACCCCACCGAGACCGAAACAACCCUCUGAAAAAAAUAAGCGAGCGACUUCGUUCUCCAAUGAGAACAGAAACUCUAGUUCUGUACCACUGGCAAAAAACCAGGCUAAAAAGACGGCUAAUUCAGGGUCUGCUGUUGGAUCUGAAUCAAGGAUCUCAUCAUCGGGUUCAGAAUCAUCUUCAAAUGUCAAUUCUGCUACGGGUUCUUCGGAGGAACCUGACGUACACACCCAGCAUAAAAUGGCCAGAAAGGACAGUUACCUUAGUGGAUUCCAAAGCAAGGCCAGAAGCCCAGAAUCUCCUUUCCAAGACCCAGCACAACGGCAUUUUGUGAGAACCAAGUACGUCUCCAGUCGCUACGACAAGCGCUCGUUAUCCCCAGUUAAAACUACUCCAAACUCAAGCACAGAGACAUUAAAUAAUGUUAAGAACAUUUUCAAUAGUAUGAGUGAUAGGCUGAGACACACUCUCUUUGGAAAUAGCAAUGGUGACGCAGAAGAUGAGGAUCAACACAAUACGCAGCAUGAUACUGAACGUUUAUUCAAAAGGGCCAAACUACCCGGGCGAAAGAUCCUGACAGAUGAGGAAAUUGAUGAAAUUGUGAAGCAACAGAAUGAGGCAGAAAGUAAUGACCCAGACAGACAGGACUACGGUAAUAGUUUCAAUUUAAAUGUUGAUAAUUUGAGUGUCAACACCCAGGAUUUUAAUCACAUCUCAGAACCAUCACCCGAGAAAGAAGAGACAAAAGCUAACAAAGCUCCGUUUCUUGAAGAAGUGUACGAAAUCAAAAGUGAUAACGAGCAUUUGGAAGAAAAGGCUGCGGUGAGCCCAGAUGACGGUAUUGAUACCCUGGGACUUAAUGAACUGGGAGAGACACUUCCGAAUAACAAAGAACCUUUCGAUAUGAGAAAUGUCGGAGACUCUCUUGAUAAUUACCAAGUCAAGCGUAUGAAAGUUUCUCCGAAACCCAGAAGUGUCCCUUCGAAAACGACACCAGGCUCAUCCCAUGCGGAGGAAAAUUUACAAGAACCAGUCAAUAUCCCAUUACCACGUAUUUACAAACUGGAUCCCAUUCCUAUCGAGAAAUUUAAUGUUGAUCUCUCGAUAUCUAAUAUUAAACUACCUGAAAUGCCGAAUUUAUUAUGUAAUGUUUUAGACAAGGCACAGGUGCUUGAAUGUCAGCAAAAGACUGCGGAAUUCACAAAGCAAACGAACGAAACGAAACGCAAACUGUUACACAUUCUUUCCCAGCGCUGCUCUGCUGACGAGGAAUUACACGAUAAGCUCUAUCGCGUUGAAAACGUCAAUCGAAUGGUUGAGGCGAAGCUUUAUGAUCUUGAACUUAUGACAAAACUAAGCGAACUACUAAACCGACAAAGAAUGGUUGCUGAAAACUACGCUAUCAUGAUCAACACUAUGUAUGCUUCAGGAUUGCUCGAAAAGAACUAA
This is a messenger RNA of Kluyveromyces lactis, 1962 nucleotides long. It is a transcript of the gene JJJ2, whose product is annotated as Jjj2p. The transcript has a single exon. Bases 1 to 1962 code for a protein of 653 amino acids. NCBI's taxonomy places the organism in Eukaryota, Fungi, Ascomycota, Saccharomycetes, Saccharomycetales, Saccharomycetaceae. The record is from RefSeq and is a predicted model, not a curated record.